AUGUGGACGGUCACCGACGAGUCCGCGUCGGCAGAGACCGGCACGAGGGAGUACCUGGAACCGCUGGUCUCACUGACCCGCGACCUGGACCUGAAGAGGCCGACGGGCAAUCUGGAAGAGGUGGAGCGGGUUGUGGCGAAGGACUUGCUAGGGUGGCAGGCCAAGUAUGGUGUGGACGCUAUUGCUGGGCUGCACACCCUAUGCGACGUUCCCAGGAGUGAGGAAUACCAAGGGAAGGUCCUGGAAAUGUACCACCGCGUCCCUGAUUACGUAAGCAGUGCGGUAAGAGAGAAAGCCUGGAGCUUUGCUGGUUUCCAGACGACUUCGAGCAUCCCCCAAGUGGAUGGGAAGAAGAAGGGCGUCUUUGCGCGGGACCGAAAGCCAAAGGGCUCGGAACUCAUCGCCCUGAUCCAUCUCAUUGACACCAUCCCAGCGAUGGCACGCCUUCCGUACCCCGACGUCAAGGGGACUCCACUCAAUAUUUCAAAGAUCCUCGCCCAUAGCCCGGCGACAGUCAACCACUGGGCGAAAAUCGCAGGUGCUCACUUUAAAGAUCUUGAGCUAUCUUCCAAGAACCGAGAACUAGUGAUUCUCCUCAGCACGGCCAAGUUUCGGUCUACCUACGAGUGGACGCACCACAGCACAGCCUCCGCCAAAGAGGGCGUCACUGAUGCGCAGCGCGAGGUGAUUGCGCAGGCCGGGAAACAAAAGGGUUACUUCUCCGGCCAAGGAAAACUGGAGUCGCUCGCAGAAGUCUUUACGCCGCGGGAGAAACUUGUCUUGCUGUUUAUUGAGGCCGUCAUCGACGGGCCAGACGUUGCGGAUGAUUUGUGGGCAAAGGUCAAGACAGAGUUUUCUGAUCGAGAGGUGGUGGAAAUGAUCACCCUUCAGGGAUUCUACUACACCUUUUCACGCCUGACGACUGUCUUGGAUGUCGAAUUGGAGCCCUUCGCCAAGCCGUCGAAACUCUAA
Messenger RNA from Colletotrichum orchidophilum, 972 nucleotides. RefSeq names its product beta-glucuronidase. Lineage: Eukaryota; Fungi; Ascomycota; Sordariomycetes; Glomerellales; Glomerellaceae. Gene Ontology annotation, biological process: carbohydrate metabolic process. Gene Ontology annotation, molecular function: hydrolase activity, hydrolyzing O-glycosyl compounds. The record is from RefSeq and is a predicted model, not a curated record. Bases 1 to 972 code for a protein of 323 amino acids. The transcript is spliced from 5 exons.